Molecule: messenger RNA, 3686 nt
Organism: Marmota flaviventris (yellow-bellied marmot)
Lineage: Eukaryota; Metazoa; Chordata; Mammalia; Rodentia; Sciuridae
Gene: Birc2
Product: baculoviral IAP repeat containing 2
Biological process (GO): negative regulation of apoptotic process; regulation of cell cycle; negative regulation of necroptotic process
Cellular component (GO): nucleus; cytoplasm
Molecular function (GO): cysteine-type endopeptidase inhibitor activity involved in apoptotic process; ubiquitin protein ligase activity
Source: RefSeq, a predicted model, not a curated record
UGGCCCAGCUGGGGUUUGGGUUUUGGGAACCGCAGAACGCCGCGGAGGUAGUCGUUACCCGUCUCUGUUUCGCUUAGACGCAGUUGCUUUCCUGGUGUGAGGAGGUCUUCUAGCAGCCGCCCUGCCUUUGUGCUUUCAGCGCUGGUACUGUGAUGUACAGCCCUGAAGAGUUCCCCCCUAUUCAUUUUUUCCCCCUGCAGAAAUGAAUCUCAUUAUGGAAAGUGCAAAGCUUUAUAAAGGGAUAAAGUUUGAAUUUUAUGGAGUGUAAUUUUGUGUAUGAAUCACAUUUUUAAUAUAUAGUUUUCAUAAAGAAAGCUAGUAAAUUCUGGUACAUUCUGUGUAAACAUUAAUUCUAUUAGUAAUAUAGUGUUAGGCAUUUGUGAUAACAAAAGAGCUGUCUUGAUAAAUUGAUUCCUCAUUUAUCAUGACUGAUACCAUAUCUGAAUGGUCCUUAAAUGAAAAUCAGUUUAUUUAAAAUUUUUAAUGCAAUAUAGAAAGUGUGUGUUGUGGAAAUUUUAUGGCUGAUUUUAUGGAGAAAAUACCGUCAGUUGACCAGGUAUAAUAAAGAGAUAUGCACAGUUAAGAAGAAAGACAUUGUGAUACUGCAGGAAAUAGAAACAAAAUAGAUAAUGUUUAGCAAAGGUAGAGGAGUUAACAGUGAGCUUUAAACAAUAUUCAUUUGACAUCUCUUAUAACAGGUGUGGGACACAAUAAGGCUUUGGGUGUUGACUUCCCCAAAAGUUGUUGGCUGAAGCUAACAUAAUCCACUUAAGUCAAUUCUGUGAUAAGUUGUGUGCAGUUAGCUUUUAAAUAAUGUGACCCUUUGAAAAUUUUAAUUACUUAUUUGCUAGAAUAAGAUGGGAUUAUUUUGGAUUUCACAGUAAAGUGCUUGUAAAGGGGAAAAAAGCCUAAAUUUAACUUUACUUUUGUGGCAUAAACAGUAAUUGUCCUUAUAUCUAGACUUUAUAGCUUGUAACCAAAAGCAAAUUAAAAAACAUAAUUUAUGUAUUCUAUAGUUACUUAGAAUUUUGAGAAUAUAAACUUCUUUGAAAAAUAGUUUUAAUACCUUUAGAAGUGUGUAAACUUUUUUCAGGCCUUUAAGUCAGUUAUUAUACCAAAUUGUGAGCAAAAAGCGUGUAGGUUACUUAAAAGUGUUAAUAGAAUCCCAAAGUACUCAUAAGUAUCUUGGUAAUUUAGGAGAGAUAUAAAUCUAGUAAAAGAAGGUAUGGUGGUUCAACUAAAUAGAAGUCUUUGAUUUCUUUUUGUGGUAAAAAGUGACAAGAAAUUGUAUGUGAAAGUUUUAGUCAUCAAAAAGUACUUCUUUCUACUCAUGCACAAAACUACCUCCAAAGAGUUAUCCAAGAUCCCUUGCAUCAAAAAAUAAGGAGUAUAAUGGAAGACAGCACAAUCUUGUCAAAUUGGACAAAUAACAACAAACAAACAAUGAAGUAUGAUUUUUCAUGUGAGCUCUACAGAAUGUCUACAUAUUCAACUUUCCCCAUCGGUGUUCCUGUUUCAGAAAGGAGUCUUGCUCGUGCUGGUUUUUAUUACACUGGUGUGAAUGACAAAGUCAGAUGUUUCUCUUGUGGCCUGAUGCUGGAUAAUUGGAAACAAGGAGACAGUCCUAUUGAAAAGCAUAAACAGCUAUAUCCUAGCUGCAGCUUUAUUCAGAAUCUGGUUUCAGCUAGUCUGCAAGCCACCUCUAAGAAUACCUCUCCCUUGAGAAACCAUUUUGCACAUUCAUUAUCUCCUAGUUUGGAACGGAGUGGCUCAUUCAGCGAUUCUGUUUCCUGCCUUUCACCGAAUCCUCUUAAUUCUAGAGCUGUGGAAGACUUCUCUCCUUUGAGGACUAACCCCUAUAGUUAUGCAAUGAGUACUGAAGAAGCCAGAUUUCUUACUUAUAAUAUGUGGCCCUUAACCUUUUUGUCACCAUUGGAAUUGGCGAGAGCUGGCUUUUACUAUGUAGGACCUGGAGAUAGGGUAGCCUGCUUUGCCUGUGGUGGGAAGCUAAGUAACUGGGAACCAAAGGAUGAUGCUAUGUCAGAACACAGGAGACAUUUUCCCAACUGUCCGUUUUUGGAAAAUUCUCUAGAAACGCUGAGGUUUAGUAUUUCAAAUCUGAGCAUGCAGACACACACAGCUCGAAUGAGAACAUUUAUGUACUGGCCAGCUAGUGUUCCAGUUCAGCCUGAGCAGCUUGCGAGUGCUGGAUUUUAUUACGUGGAUCGCAAUGAUGAUGUCAAAUGCUUUUGUUGUGAUGGUGGCUUGAGAUGUUGGGAAUCUGGAGAUGAUCCAUGGGUAGAACAUGCCAAAUGGUUUCCAAGGUGUGAGUUCUUGAUACGAAUGAAAGGGCAAGAGUUUGUUGAUGAGAUUCAAGCUAGAUAUCCUCAUCUUCUUGAACAGCUGUUGUCAACUUCAGAUACUACUGGAGAAGAAAAUGCUGAACCAAUUGUUCAUUUGGGACCUGGAGAAAGUUCUUCAGAAGAUGCAGUCAUGAUGAAUACACCUGUGGUUAAAUCUGCUUUGGAAAUGGGCUUUAGUAGAAGUCUGGUAAAACAGACAGUUCAAAGUAAAAUCCUAACCACUGGAGAGAAUUAUAAAACAGUUAAUGAUAUUGUAUCAGCACUUCUUGAUGCUGAAGAUGAAAGAAGAGAAGAGGAGAAGGAAAGACAAGCUGAAGAAAUGGCAUCAGAUGAUUUGUCAUUAAUACGGAAGAAUAGAAUGGCUCUUUUUCAACAGUUGACAUGUGUCCUUCCUAUCUUGGAUAAUCUUUUAAAGGCCAAUGUAAUUAAUAAACAGGAACAUGAUAUUAUUAAACAAAAAACACAGAUACCUUUACAAGCAAGAGAACUGAUUGAUACCAUUUUAGUUAAAGGAAAUGCUGCAGCCAACAUCUUCAAAAACUGUCUAAAGGAAAUUGACUCUACAUUAUAUGAGAACUUAUUUGUGGGAAAGAAUAUGAAGUAUAUUCCAACAGAAGAUGUUUCAGGUCUGUCGCUAGAAGAACAGUUGAGGAGAUUACAAGAAGAAAGAACCUGCAAAGUGUGUAUGGACAAAGAAGUUUCUAUUGUGUUCAUUCCUUGUGGUCAUCUGGUAGUAUGCCAGGAGUGUGCCCCAUCUCUAAGAAAAUGUCCUAUUUGCAGGGGUAUAAUCAAGGGUACUGUUCGAACAUUUCUCUCAUAAAAGAAUAGGCUAUAUUUUAGUCUUUACCAAAAAGCCUUUAAGCUGUUGUUGAACAUUGCAAGCCAUCUAAAAUUAAAACAAGGAAUGUUUGGUUCUUUAUUUAGUAACAUUUAUGUUCUAUUCUAUUUAGGUAUGAAUAAUCUUAUUUCAAAAAGAGAUAGUAUUGUAUAUUUAAUCUUAAUUCGUUUAGUUGUAAGAGAAGACUUGUUUUUCAUGAACUAAAUCAGUAUGUAAGUGUGAACACAGGAAGAAUUAAAGGAGUAGUGUCAGUGUUGUUAUGGGUCAUUUCAGGAGUUACUGGAUUUGGUAUUUAUGAAAGCUUUGAGUACUACAUUACAGUAUAGUUGAAAAACUGUAAAUUAGUAACACUGGAAUUCAUCAGAGUUGUUAACAGAUUCUUUGGUGCUUUUCACUUGUUUUGUUAAGUAAGGAUUUUUCUGUUACUGAUAAACAAUAUUUCCCCUAACCUGUGAGAAACAAUAAAAUGCUUUAUAAUUAUUGUA